AUGCCUCACCACGGUCUCCACCACGUGGGCCUCGGCGAGGAUAGGGAGGAAGCCGAGGAGGCCUUCAUCGAUCUCGAGGACCCCGACGUUGACGUUCUCGACGAGUCUGCCCUGGCCGAGGAAGACGGCGACGAUGCCUCUGACGUGCCUGAUAGCCAGGCCGGAAUGGGUGGAGAGAGCAGGGAACACGGGAGACAAGACGAGGAGGAUGGUGCAGGCGAUGACCUGCACCUGCGGGCCGAAAUGGAGGACCUGAACGCAGCUCCUGACCAUGAGCCAGAGCGUGACGACGCCUUUGCGACGUUUGUGGCGCCGGAGAAAAAGCCUCUGCAUGCAAUCGCGGUGCACCCGCAGAAUGCCUGCAUCUUCGCUGUGAGUGGGGAAGGGGAGGAGGUGUACAUCUUGGAGCUGGGCGACACUGUCAAGGAACCGGUGCUCAAGGCUACCCUCAAGGGGCACACCGACACCGUUAGCCUUCUCUCAUUUUCUCCAAAUGGGCAGUGGCUGGCCAGCGGCAGUCUUGACUCCAGCAUCUCCGUAUGGUCGACGGAGACGUGGGAUCGGAAAUGCACACUCACCGAUCUCUACGGCGAGAUCAUGACGCUUUUGUGGCAUCCUUCCAGCCUUAUUCUCGCCGCCGGCGCCGACGACGCGCAGGCUGCCAUGUGGAACGUUCUCAAAGGCACCCUCCUCAUGUACUUUGUUGGCCACCGCGGUGCUGUUACGUGUACUGCCUGGUCGCCAGACAUCAAGAAACUGGUGACUGGCAGCAGCGACGGCACUGUUGGCGUUUUCAACCCCAAGAAUGGGGAGGAAUACUUCAACAUAUCGAAGGACCUGAGCCCCGACAACGCCGGCAUUACGGCACUUCUCUUUGUGAACGACGACCAGUGCGUGGGCGGCUGCGAGGAUGGCACGCUGCACGUGAUCUCUCUUCGAAAUGGCAAGGUCGCUGCGCACUUUGAGGACUUGCACGAGCAGGCAAUCGAGUCACUGGCCAUGAGCAAGGACUCUCUGCUCCUCUUGACGACCAGCUGCGACUGUCGCGUCAUUGUGUGGAACGUUGCGGACUUCUCUCCUCGUACGACACUGGAGGUGGGUGAAAGCGUCAUUCCUGCUGUGUGGUCCCACUCUCACCUGAUCGUUGCCGGGUGCAGCGACGGCGAGAUCCGCGUAUGGGACGGACGCUCUGCGGUGCAGCAGCCGCUGGCAGUGCUCAUGGGUCACCGUCGCAUGGUCCUCAGCCUUGUAACCACCUCAGCAACUCUAGCGAGCACAAGCGACGAUGGCACGGUUAAGUUUUACCGAUUCACAGAGACGUUUCAGUAA
Leishmania braziliensis MHOM/BR/75/M2904 is the source of this 1329-nucleotide messenger RNA. RefSeq lists its product as hypothetical. The record is from RefSeq and is a predicted model, not a curated record. The transcript has a single exon. Lineage: Eukaryota; Euglenozoa; Kinetoplastea; Trypanosomatida; Trypanosomatidae. Bases 1 to 1329 code for a protein of 442 amino acids. Gene Ontology annotation, molecular function: protein binding.